AUGGAUCCACUAUCGGCCGCAGCCAGCGUGAUAGCUGUGGUUGGUGCUGCAAAGAAAGUUACUAAGGCUUUGGACCUGUUGAAGGCUGUCAGAGGCGCACCCCAAGGUCUCAGUGACCUCCUUGGAGAGGUCUCUCGUCUUGAAAAGGUCCUUCAGGCUAUUAUGAAUGUUUCGAUGGAAUCCCAACAGCCGUUGCCACAGCUCAGAGAGGUUUUAGAUGAGGCUAGGUCGAAGCUGCUCGAACUUGACAGUCUCAUUCAGUAUACUCUGACAAAGGUGGGCGAAAGCAACAAGGUCGAUCGCUGGCAGUGGUUAAGGAAGGAGAGCGACGUUGACACUCUCCAACGAAAAUUGCAUGCCAUUCGACAAGACCUGAUUAUGUUGAUCAGCACUACAAAUUUGGUACCACGAGUACUGCCCAACUCGAACCCGAUCAUUGAGUCAGUCAGCAAAGGCGAUCUCAUUCAGUUCAAAAGACUUGUGGCCCAGGGACAUGGAUCGCCGUACGAUAUUGAUGAGGGUGGCGGUUCAUUCCUGGUGUGUUGUGCCGCUGGAAGUAGAUUUGACGAAUUUAAGUCUCAUCUCAAAUUUCUUACGGUGGUAGAUUGGGAUGAAGUGUGCGAAGAAAUGGGCUUUUCUGAGCUACACAAAAUCGUUUGUGGGUUCAGUAUUAGAGACCUAGAUGCUGAGGCUCAGCUUCAUCCCGAACUACUUGAUAUGACGGACACAAGUGGUCUGAGCCCACUUCAUUUUGCAAGCAGCUUCGGUAGGGCAGACUACGUCCGGACUCUCCUUGAACAUGGAUCUAACCCAAAUAUUGGCAACGAAAGGCCAUUAGUUGCAGCUGCAAUGAGUGAAGAAUAUCAAUGCAUCAGACUCCUUCUUGAAUAUGGCGCCACAACCGAUUGUGUGAGAGGAUAUGUUUGGCAAAUUUCGGGUGGUCUCUAUAGGCAUGCAAAAGAGGAAGAGGCGCUAGCCAUUGACGCACUCCUUCUUGAAUACGCAUAUGACUUCAAUUGCCAGGAUGGCGAAGGCAAAACCGCCCUUAUGUACUGUUCGAUGAUUCCCAGGUUGCAGCAGUGGUGGUUGCACAAUCACCGUAUCCCGAAACUACGGCUGCUUCUGGAUGUCCCUGUGGACACUGAGGUCAAGGACGACGUGGGAAAGACGGCCUUACAUUUUGCUAUCGAACACUCUAACGUCUUGGCUUUCGAGAUGCUAAUGAAUGCCGGAGCAUGCCUUGACGUCGAUCUACCGGAAGGCAUGACAAUUUUACAUUAUGCUAUUCUUCAUACACAACUUAUCUUCGGACAGUCCCCCUCCGACAGUCCCCCGUCCACACUAAUGCAGCCUCCCGCGUACGAUCUAUACAUUAAGCUUUUAACCCCCAUUAUUAAGGGGUUUCAGACUAAGGAAUCUAUAUUCUAUAUAUACUAA
Molecule: messenger RNA, 1437 nt
Organism: Letharia lupina
Lineage: Eukaryota; Fungi; Ascomycota; Lecanoromycetes; Lecanorales; Parmeliaceae
Exons: 3
Coding region: 1-1437 (478 amino acids)
Molecular function (GO): protein binding
Source: RefSeq, a predicted model, not a curated record